Messenger RNA from Juglans microcarpa x Juglans regia, 525 nucleotides. RefSeq names its product putative 4-hydroxy-4-methyl-2-oxoglutarate aldolase 3. Gene Ontology annotation, biological process: regulation of RNA metabolic process. The record is from RefSeq and is a predicted model, not a curated record. Gene Ontology annotation, molecular function: ribonuclease inhibitor activity. The coding region runs from base 1 to 525 and encodes 174 amino acids. Lineage: Eukaryota; Viridiplantae; Streptophyta; Magnoliopsida; Fagales; Juglandaceae. The transcript is spliced from 2 exons.
AUGACGACGCCCUGGUGGUCACCAUACUUAUCGCCAACUUCACCACUUGCAAAAUCCUCAUCAACAACAGAAGCUCUGCGGACAUACUGUUCUGGGAAGCUUUCAUCAAAAUGGGGGAAGCGUAGAACAUUCUCAGGCACCAUCGUCACUCUGAAGCUGUUUGAGGACAAUCAGUUGGUCAUGGAUCUUCUAGAAACUACUAGAGGUGAAGGGAGAGUUUUGGUUAUAGAUGGUGGUGGAAGCAGGAGACGUGCGAUGAUGGGGGGAUUAUUGUCACUACAGUUGGCUCAAGAUAUGGGGUGGGCUGCUAUUGUAGUAAAUGGCUGCAUUAGAGAUGUUGAGGAGAUUAAUGGAUGUGAUAUUGGAGUGAGAGCCUUGGCAUCCAUGCCUGUGAGAUCAAAUAAAGAAGGCAUUGGUGAAAAACAUGUCCCAGUUUACGUUGCAGGAACUUUGAUUCGUGAUGGGGAGUGGUUGUAUGCAGAUAGUGAUGGCAUCGCUGUCUCCAAAUAUGAGCUCUCAAUCUGA